UCCACAUCUCCCCUGGGACCAGUGAGCAGUUGCAAGGCCUGGGCUGAGCUUAUCAGCCUCCCAUCCCAGCCCUUCUCUCCAGCCCCUGCUGGAGACAUAAAUAGGCCCAGAGAAAGCUGCUGCUCAGAGACUGUUGAAGCUCUUGCUCCAGGUCACCCAGGAUGAAAGUGGUGGUGUUGACCUUGGCUGUGUUCUUCCUUACAGGGACCCAGGCUCAGCAUUUCUGGCAACAAGAUGACCCCCAGUCACAAUGGGACCAAGUGAAGAAUUUAGCAGACUCAGUCAAAAACAGUAGCAGAGACUAUUUGGCCCAGUUUGAAGCCUCCGCCUUGGGAAAACACUUAAACCUGCAACUCCUGAACCGCUGGAACAGCAUGGGCUCCUUGGCCACCGAGCUGGGUAAAAAGGUCACCCCGGUUGCCCAGGAUCUCUGGGAUAAACUGGAAAAGGCUACAGCUGAGCUGGCACAGAAGAUGAACAAGAAACUGGAGGAUGUGAAGCAGAUGGUGAAGCCCCACCUGGAGGACUUCGAGAAGUGGCAGCAGGACAUGGAGCUCUACCAUGAGAAGGUGAUGCCAGUGGCCCAGGAGUUGCACGAGGGCACACGCCAGAAGCUGCAAGAGCUGCAGACAAAGCUGAGCAAUUUCAGCCAGGACCUGCGAGGGAAGCUGGAGCCCUUCCACGACCAGCUGCACCAGCACUUCACCACCAAGCUGGAGGAGUUCGGGGAGCACAGUGCUGACCUGUCUGAGUUGUACAACAAGGCCAGCAAGCAGCUGCAAGAGCUCCAUGAGAAGGCCACGCCUGUGCUGGAGGACCUCCAGGAGGCCCUGCUGCCCAUAUGGCAUAACUUCAAGACCAAAUGCAUGGACUCCGUAGCUGCCAUCGAUGAACAAAAGAAGCCUACCACCCAGUGAGAUGCCAUUGCUGCUGGGACUCCUUCUGGCCCCUCUUCUCAGGUUCCCAUUUCCAUCGCUUGGUUUCUUAAAAUAAACGUUUACAAAGUGGGA
Artibeus jamaicensis (Jamaican fruit-eating bat) is the source of this 1010-nucleotide messenger RNA. It is a transcript of the gene APOA1, whose product is annotated as apolipoprotein A1. Gene Ontology annotation, biological process: lipid transport; lipoprotein metabolic process. The transcript is spliced from 4 exons. Gene Ontology annotation, cellular component: extracellular region. Gene Ontology annotation, molecular function: high-density lipoprotein particle receptor binding; lipid binding. The coding region runs from base 162 to 917 and encodes 251 amino acids. NCBI's taxonomy places the organism in Eukaryota, Metazoa, Chordata, Mammalia, Chiroptera, Phyllostomidae. The record is from RefSeq and is a predicted model, not a curated record.